Paramuricea clavata is the source of this 2638-nucleotide messenger RNA. NCBI's taxonomy places the organism in Eukaryota, Metazoa, Cnidaria, Anthozoa, Malacalcyonacea, Plexauridae. The record is from the annotation of a GenBank genome assembly.
CCCCUCUUUUACUUUAUGAGACCAGUCCCUUAGUAGUUAUCUUGUUCCUCAUCAGUUUCCUUUUAGCGCAUUCUUUCAGUGUGCAUAUAUAAUCUAGUCUUUCCAUAGAUCUAUGAGUCUUUCGGUGCAUAAUGCAUUAAUACGUCGAACACAAUAUGGUGUCUUACAUAAAGUUUCCACAUGAAAUGUCCGAGACAAGAGCGUUCACACAAUCACACUUCACAAAUUCACAGAAUAUUUGUGACUCUGUGUUGUUGUUUUUUGUUGUAUUCCGUUGAUUUAUCGAGGAUUGGAAGAAUGGAUUCCCAGAUCUUAGUUCUUGGUCCAGAAAGUGGCGGUAAAACCAUGUUAUUAAAGCGACUUCAAAGCUACACAUCACAACUGUCAAGUAGCAGUGACAUGGCACUGGGUGAACCACCUUCAACUAUCGCGACAGUCGGGGUUAAUCUUAUCACUUUGCAGAUACAUAAGAAGAAGUUUUGUUUCAGAGAACUUGGAGGUGCAAUGGCUCCGGUUUGGUCAAAUUAUUUCAAGGAUUCAACACACUGUAUAUAUGUUAUAGACAUGGCAAACAGAGGACAGGUUGCAGCUUCUACUAUGUUGUUAUUAAACCUGCUUACAUCAAGACAGUCAAGUAAUUGGCCUGUUUUGAUUAUUUUCAAUAAACUUGAUAUCCCUUGUGGAAUGACUCAAAUGGAAAUAUCAUCAAUUAUGCAUCUGGAUGACAUUAUAAACCGUUCAAGUCAGAAAAUAUCUGUGGUUGAGACAUGUUUGCAUGAUGGCGGAGGCUUGUCAGAUGUUGUCAACUGGUUGCAGAAAACAUACCAACCCAAAUAACUGAAACUAAUUUAUUAUUAGGCCACAUAAAAAAAAACACAGUUGGUUAGCGUCCUCGCCCGCCCACAAAAAAGGCCCCACUCUGAAGGAUUAUUUUUUAUUUAAAAAAAACCCAGCUUUUAUUGAUCAAGAGGCUCUAAUAUAUGUAGUAUUUCUGUAGUCAAUUGUGUUAAUAAAUGUAAAUGUGCAUGAUAUUAACUUCUUAGGGACUGGUCAUAAAGUAAUUACUAGAGGGAGGUGGAGAAUAAAUGAAAUUUCAAGUACAUAUUUCCAUACCCCCCCCCAAAAAAAAACCUAUGGAAAAAUUUUCGUAACCCCCUUCAAUGUAAGUGAAAAUUUUCAUCAUGUUUUGAAAUAUAUAAAAAAAAUAUCUGUACUGAGCAAGAAAAUCCAGUUUCAGACCUAAAACCAAGGCGUUAAAAAUUAGUAUAAAUUUUUAAAAAAUGCCUGCCCGCCCACUUUUUGGCAAAAGCUAAGGACGCUAACCAACUAGUUUUUUUUAUGUGGCCUUGGUGUCCUUAAUUGUAACAUUUGGCUUGUAAUAAAGCCUAGUUUAUCUUUGGUUGUAACAAUUGCAACUAUGUCAAGGUAACCAAUGUAACAGUGUGUUAAUUGAGCUUAAGCAAACAAUGUUUUUGAUUCACGAACACUGACUGGAAGUAAAUCGAGCCAUUAUAGAUGGCAACAGCCAUUCCUGGGUGAAAUCAAGAACGUGAAAUUGCAUCGACUGCUAUUCUUGAUUUCAAGCACAAACGGAUGACACCAUAAGUACAUGUGACAUCCAUGUUGUCAAAAACGUUGCUUGUUUAAGCUCUCUCUUGUCCAACGUCUUAAUGUCAAGCUACAAUUAGUAAAACAGUGGCGGACACUGGGGAGGGGGGCCGGGGGCUUCACCGAAAACCUUUGAUUGAUAGCUGAAUGAAGGCCAUUUUGCACUUCAAGCGUACCAUACACUCGAAAGUACAUGAAUUUUACAACCUGUAUUUUCAACCUGCACAUUCUCACCAGUAGUGCAUUUGCUGACCAUGUACUUACGUAUUUAGAUGGGAGCUUUUGCCAACCACCGGAAAAUAACAAACCAUACUUGUUUGUUUCCCAUCGAACUUUUUGCCGAAAACAUUAUUUUGAUGUACAGGGUAUCUAAAAAUAGUGAACUUUAGAAAUUCACCUUAUUGUCAUAAUUUGAAUGCCUGAGUCCUAGAACCCAUUGCUAAACACAAUUGAAUUGAAUUUUAUACAUGGGAAGUUAUUUAAAAGUUUUUGGUAUCAUUCAACAUUUGUAUAUGAUUACGUACUGAUUAAUUUAACGCAGCGCCACAGAGGAGAGACGUACAGAGUUGUAAUUAGUGUACUCACUUUUUUGUGCGCAUGCUCAGCAAGUUACUAGAUGCAUGCGUCUGAUUGGAUGACGACUCACUUCAAACUUGCUGAGCACGCGCAGUUGAUCAUUUUUUGCCCGGUCGCCUGAAAAAAAGUGGGUACAUGAAAACGUAAGCUUCCACAGUGUUUAACGACGGUCAGUUACAGCUCUGUUUAUCUCUACUCUGUGGCAGCGCGUAUUAAAAACAGUAAAGACUCUUUGCUCUGUACUUCUGUAGUCAAUUGAACUAUUUUUAAUCGAACUGACGGGACUAAUUUCUAAGUUGUUUUAAGUUUCAAUUAGAAUUUUCAUGUACAAUUUAGUAAUAAUAAUAAUAUGAUAUGAUGUAAUAAGAUAUGGCAUGACACAGCAACGUAUGGUGUGGAACGUUAUGUUAUGGUAAGAUAUGGCGCAGAAGCGCCUUCACCUCUGAGAUCGUGG